AUGGGACGGUCUCAUGGACUUAACGGAUACGCGCACUCGGCAGCCGUUAUCCUCCUAGUUGAAGAUGAUGCAACUAUAAGGAAGAUCACAGCAGCUGCUGACUGGCUUCUGCUGUGUCUUUCUCAAGUUGGAGCUGCGGCGAACAUCUCGUCCUUAUUAAAAGCAUUUCAAGUAUACUCGAAGGCAAUGCUGUUUCUUCACAAAUUAGUGGUGGAAAGAAUUCAGGAACUGCGUGACGGCAAACAGCAAGAGUAUUUGAGGGCUUCUCUGGAAACCCUGAAAAAAUGUGUUUCCAUGCUGCACACUGCCAUGUACACGACCAUCAAACAUCCAAACAGCGAAGAGGCUCAGGGUGCAAAGCAGUACAUCUUAAACCAGGUGGAUUCAACUGUAACUCACAUCAUAACCACACUCAAGAGCAACUGUGAACCAGCUUUGACGGGUUCAUGUGGAUACUACACUGGAGUACAGAACAAGAUACUAAGACUGCUGUCUGACCCUGCUUCUGUUAAAGAUGGUGGGUUUGAUGUUAUGCUUCAUGACCUAGUGUUUCACAGCAUGGCGGUAGCAAACACGUCUCGGAGGGAUAUUCAGUUUGAGGUUGCUGCACACUCCAAGCAAGUCCUUCAGCUCUGGUCAGAGAUGUCACAACACAUGAAAUGCUGUGAUGAUCAACAGCUUGCAAAAUCAUGUGCUUCCCUAUUGCAGCAAAUCCACAAACUUGAAGAUGCUGUGGUAAAAGCCACCCAGUUGCAAGUAAUGAACAUAUUUGUCACAAGUUCAACUCCCUUGGAACAGUUGGUGCACACCGUAGGCUAUACUUUCCAGGAUGAGCAAGAUGAUGAUGAUGGGUUGGAUGUGGAAACACUUUGUGUGCAAUUGGAAUCCUUCACGGCUCAUGCUGACAAAAUAUCAGAGGUGGCUGGCUUCAUCUCAGCUUUAGCGUGUGAUGAAAAGAGUCUUGAGGGUGUAGAGAACUCAAGGGGAUGCAUUAUGAGACUGAAACAUGCAAUUGCAGCACUUGUGCAAAAUUUUGAGGAGGACAAGGUGCGUUCAGGUGAAGCUCUGGAAAAACUAAAAGAGAUGCAUCAGAGAUGGUCAGAGGAGAUGGAGCAGCUCUUGCAUGCUUGUAGUAGCAUUAUAAACGUGAAGGACUUUGUCUGUGUUGCUUUGCAGGAGAUGGAGAGCAACUUCAAGGGGUGCAUUGAGGCACAUAAAGAUGAGGAUGCACAGUUUCUCACAAAACAGGCAAGCAUGCUCAUUGGCCAUAUGAGCUUGGUUAUCCAGCUCGUGAGAAGACAUGUCAGUAGGAGUGACAAUCCAAUCUACCGUAAUGGACUCCUGGUUCUGAUAAAGCAAGCAGAAGGAUCUGCAGCUGAAGUUGCAAGCUGUGUCACUGAUAUAUAUUCUCAAACCAGUCUUAGCAACGAGGCUUUCUCAUUGCUUUCUACUAGUGUCUCAACAGCUUUAAAACACUUUGACAUUCUACGUGAAGGACUUGAUGGUUUGCAGCAUCCACAUCUUCUCAGCCCACUUCGGGAGGGGGCCCGCCAGUCUGCUGGGGCUGUACCAUGUACUACGCCCGUUUCAGAACACGAAAGCUUAACUGCAGACUCUGAUAAAACUGAAUCUUUAGUGCAAAGUUCCACUAGUGAAGAAAUUCCAUGUCAGCUUGAAGUUGGUUUGGAGAAUCAGGCUGUUCAAAUAAUAGACCAUGUUGUGUCAAUCGCAGAAGAAGCAUCGAUUGCACCUGUCGUGGAAUCUAAAGCUGUUGUACAGCUCCAUAAUAUUGAGAUGUUGCCUCUUUUGUGUGAAGUUGUCUGCAUGACCAAAGGUAAAGAUGUAGAGGCUCUCAACAUGGCUUGCACUGGAGUUCUAGGACUCUCAAAUAGCUAUGCCCAAGCUACAAGAGAAGCCAUCAGUGUCAUAGACGCAGCUGAUAAUGAUGAGGUGGAAAGUCUGCGGUCCAAACUCGUGUCAUUGACACCCUUGCUAGUUCAGACAGCGCAGGAAACAGCCAUGAGCUCAGCCAUGGGUACAGAUAGCAUUUAUAAGCACAGUACGCAAUUCUCUGACCUCAUAAAAAAUGUGCGGAAGAUAUUGCUGCCAGUGGCUGGGAUGUGGUACCAUGCUGUAUCCUCCAUGUUCCAAAACUAUGUACCAAAUAUGUUGGAGUCCAUCACGCAGGAACUCACUGAGGUCAUGUGUUUAUGUGCAGAUGCUGUGCAACUUGUGACAUCAGCAGAUAUAAAGUUGAUAGGUGGUGGGUGUCAUGAGAGUAUAGGGUCUUUGCAGAGCAAGCUCCAAAAAGCUCAAACCAACACCAAGAAUCUCACAGACAUAGUGGGUUCAAGACCAACUCGAACUGAUGAGCUUGAUGGUCACUGCAUGCUUUGGGCCUUGUCUGUCCAAGUACUGUUGAACUCAUUGGAUAAGAUGUUGGGAACUACUACUACUGAUGGUAAGGGGCACCUAAUUACACAUCAAAUGACACCCAAGAAAUGGUUGGCAGUUUUGUCCGAGAACUCACUUCGUAUACAAGAAGCCGCAAGAUUGUCUUCUCUGAACUGUCGAGACACCUAUAAAGUAAAGCUGCUAGGAGAGCUACAAGAAGACGUGAAGACGCUGAUGGACUCCUACCUACAGGCUGCGGAAGGGGUUAGUACGGUGUCCCUCUCAAGUGUCCUGAUGCUGGCAAAGUCAGAGUUGCUUCAGAGACAGCUUCAGAUUAAAAUGAAAGCACUGUCUUGUCUUUUGAGCAAAGUUAACCAAGAUUAUGUGAUGGCGAUUCAAAAUACUAUUGCUUUGGCAUGGUCGGUCCAAACAAAAGACAGUAACAUGGAAACUGAAGAUAAACUUGCACAAUUUGAAAGUGCUGCAGAAUUGCUUUUGCAGAAUGUUGAAAGCGCCGUAGAGUCCAUCCAGGACUGUUUCAACUUCAUUAGAGACCCAAAGGAAAGGUCCAAUCUGAGAUUCAUUAAUGACCACUUGACAUUUCAGAUGUCAGACAUUGUGAGUAGAGCCAGAUUAAUAGCAGAGUCGCAAACUCUUGGAGACACACUCACUCUUGAUGUUCAGUCACAGUGCUGGUCAGCAAAGGCACAUUACCUUGUUGAAGAACUCAGUAAAGUAGAUGGAAUUCUUGUGGUCACAAAGGAACAGAUCAAGUGUGGCUUGCAGGGCAAAGAGUCUAGUGGAUUUGUCAUGUCCCAGACACAAAAGGCAACACUACAUCCUAUUUCCACAAAUACUCAAGUUCCUAUUAAAAGCAAACCAAGUACCAGUGUCCCAGAUGUGUCCAAUCAGGAACCAAAGAAGGAAGAGACAUCCCAGAGGAGCCCAAGAGGUCCUGUGUUCACCUUAGUGGGUACAACUCUCUCUUACACGUCUCUCUUUCUGAAAUGGGAGACUGAGAAGUGGGACGACAAGGGUAACCAGAUUGUCAAGGUGACAAAAGAAAUGGCAGAUAAACUCUAUCACAUGGCCCAGUACCUAAAGAAGAAAGGGCCAAUCCAGACUAAAGAUGCUUUUGUAACAUCUGCUAAAGAUCUCGUCUCAAGUGGCCAGUCGAUCACCCAGUUUGUGCGUGUCAUAGCGGACCACUGUUUGGACAAGCAUUGCACAGAUGAGCUCUGUGUCAUUGCAGAGCAGAUUCUUACCAUUUCCAACCAACUUACCAUCAUAUCUAGGGGUGCAUGGUGUCUCUCCAGUGUUAAUGCAGUUACUCCUGGGUGCAAAUCAUCAGAUGAGAUCCUGGUGAAGAACGCACAGAAUCUACUCCAGACAGUUAUCCAAGGAGUACGAGCUGCAGAAACUGCUUGCAUCAGGGGUUUGAAACAACCUGAGCCAAACUCUGAAGCAGCAAAAGCAGCAGCUUUCUGUUUCCAGUGGAAAAAGAGUCUCCUUAUCCAUCGAGCUCAAGAACAGCUCAACCCUGAAACCGAUGAUUUGGGGCUACGUAGGACCUCCCAGCAUUCAGCGGCUCCCAGCCUCGCUCCACCCAUCAAUGUGUUAGAGAAUUACAAACGAGUAAACAUGAAAUAAACUGUUUUU
Molecule: messenger RNA, 4053 nt
Organism: Rhinichthys klamathensis goyatoka
Lineage: Eukaryota; Metazoa; Chordata; Actinopteri; Cypriniformes; Leuciscidae
Exons: 6
Coding region: 1-4044 (1347 amino acids)
Biological process (GO): cell migration; cell-cell adhesion
Cellular component (GO): catenin complex; adherens junction
Molecular function (GO): beta-catenin binding; actin filament binding
Source: RefSeq, a predicted model, not a curated record